Messenger RNA from Bufo bufo (common toad), 3089 nucleotides. It is a transcript of the gene ATG4D, whose product is annotated as autophagy related 4D cysteine peptidase. Gene Ontology annotation, molecular function: protein-phosphatidylethanolamide deconjugating activity. The coding region runs from base 158 to 1576 and encodes 472 amino acids. Lineage: Eukaryota; Metazoa; Chordata; Amphibia; Anura; Bufonidae. The transcript is spliced from 11 exons. The record is from RefSeq and is a predicted model, not a curated record.
GUCAUUGGUAACUAGGAAGUGUCUUUCUGGGUGGGGUCGGACGGAAGGGCGGAAGCGAUACCGGCUGAUAGGGGGCAGGUGAUUUCCGGCGGACUUCCUCUGGGGUGAGAUGAAGUGAAGAGCGGCUCCAGUCAUGCCCUUCCCCCCCUCCGAAUAAAUGAAUUCCGUGUCACCAGCAGCCGCCCAGUAUGGCAGCCCGGAGAGUCGGCGGCGCAGGAACCUGGGCAGCGGCCAUGACCCGCCCCAAAUGGGGUUCCAAGAUACGGGGCGAGACGGAGCAACGGACGAGGUGGAUAAAAUAAAGAGCAAACUGCUGACAGCAUGGAACAGUCUCAAAUAUGGUUGGACGGUGAAGAUGAAGACGCAUUUCAGCCGGUCCUCACCCUUAUAUUUGCUGGGCAGACACUACCACUUCCGGUACGAAGAUGACAUAGAACGAUUUCAGCAGGAUUUCGUCUCCAGGGUGUGGAUGACUUACCGGCGGGAUUUCCCUGCACUGGAAGGGACACAGCUCACUACAGACUGUGGAUGGGGCUGCAUGAUCAGGAGCGCUCAGAUGCUGCUGGCUCAGGCUCUUCUGAUGCAUCUUCUCUGCAGAGAUUGGUCCUGGCCAGAGGCAUUGAACACCCUCUUUGUUGAGAUGGAGCCCGAUCAGUCGUCCUCCUUGCCCCCCCACAAUUCAUUCUCUUCUGUAUCUUCUGCCCCCCAUUCAAGUUAUCUGCAUUCUCGUGCAGCAUCCUGUCCUAGACCUUAUAUACAAAAUCCCCACCAAGAGCAUAUCCAUAGGGACAUCCUACGGUGGCUCUCAGACCACCCAGAUGCUCCCUUUGGUCUCCAUCACAUGGUGAAACUAGGGGGAAGCCUUGGCAAGAAAGCAGGAGACUGGUAUGGCCCUAGUAUUGUGGCUCACAUUUUACGGAAAGCUCUAGAAAGAUCACCUCAAGUCCCUGAGCUGUCUGUGUAUGUGUCUCAGGACUGUACAGUGUACAGGGCGGAUGUGGAGCAGCUGCUGGAUACAGGUGAUCCAGUCACAGGUACCAGAAGCACAGGAAGAGCUGUCAUCAUUCUCAUACCCGUGCGCCUUGGCGGAGAGAACUUCAACCCAGUAUACAAGCAGUGCAUUAAGGAGUUCCUGCAGAUGCCGUCAUGUCUGGGCAUUAUAGGAGGGAAACCGAAACAUUCGCUGUAUUUCAUUGGUUAUCAAGAUAACCAUCUGUUAUACCUGGAUCCACAUUACUGCCAGGCGUACGUAGACACCAGCGUUGAAGACUUUCCUCUGGAUACUUUUCACUGUAAUUCCCCACGUAAGAUGUCUAUUGUCAAGAUGGAUCCCAGUUGCACGAUGGCUUUUUAUGCCAGAAAUCGGGCAGAUUUUGGAGCACUUUGUGAUCAUCUGACAAAGGUAUUAAGUUCAUCAUCAGCAGAGGAGAAAUAUCCAGUGUUCAGUUUCUCAGAAGGCCAAGCUCAGGAAUUCCACGUGCCCGAGGUGCUGCCUCUCGCCUCUUACACCCUUGCUCAUCGGAAGAGGGUGACGAUGGCGAAGCGUCCCAGUUCAGAUGAGUUUGAGUUUUUAUAACCUCCGGUCCAUCAGGGACUUUAUAAAGACCUGCUGUACGGGGUGGCACUUCACGUCAGGAGUGAGCCCCGAUUUCUGCAACCUGCUGCUACACUGAUCAUCUCGUCAGUACGUGCGUCAAUCACUGUCCAGACCCCAGCUCAUCCUAGGUAAAGACCUCUGCUGUGAUAUGACUGGCUAGGGAACGUCAUGUGACUCUAGUCGGGGUGCAUUGACCGUGAAAGAAGUCCAUUUCUAGCUCUAGCCAAUAUCUGUUUAUGAUGAACUCCUCCAUUCACUGACAACCAGCAGCUGUCUGGAAGACUAGACAAAACCAUGGCUGAUUUAUUACGCUAACACCACCACUCAUGACCAUAGGUUGCAAGUGGUAUUGCAGCUCGACCCCAUUAUAGGGUGCAAUACCGCACACAGUCCAGGAGUGGCGCUGUUUCUGCAAUAAAGCAGCCAUUGUUUUCUUAUCUCGUAGAACCCCUUUAAAUUUAAAGGGGGUUUCUGUUCGAAAUGUUUAUACACACUCUUAGGGGGUCUAACCUCAGGUACCCUUGCCUAGAAGGAUGGCAUGCUUACUCAGAUAGUUGUAAGGGGGCAUGGGAUUCAUUUUAGGAUUAUAGGACCCCUGAAGAUGAUGAUUCUGCUGUACCCUUUAAACUGAUCCAUAUAGACCAAGUCAAAGAAAAGAAAUCACUGUGUAGAGGGACCAGGCAGCUAGAAAACCCCAAUAAAAUGGGGGGACCUAAGUAUGGACAAGGGCACCCCACCUCUAGUAGAUGAGGUGUCCACUGCUGGACCAGUGUGCCCAAAUGGCUCCAGAAUGCAAACUGGGCCACCCCAUAAGAUCAGGUGGAUGAUCUCACGGGGUCAGUGGUGAGAAGGUGUAUGUAGACUCCAUGCUGAUAUAGCUGCAUUGGCUGAAUCACUCCUGCUACAGACUAGAUGCCAUGAAUUGGAUGAUUUGUGACACUCCGUAGUCAAACCACAGACCGCCAUCACUGCUGCUUUAUAGUUUCUUCAGGGGGUGACCACAGGGAAUAUGUCCUCCCCGUAGCUGCCUCGAGCUCAGCUCCAGCUAAUGUAAGUAUAGUAGACAGUUCCCUAAUCUAUGGGCUUGUGCCCCCCUCAUUGAUAGGUAGGUGUGUGUGUGGGGUGUUGUUGGUACUGACCUGCUGUGGAUGGCUUACUGGAAACGCGCUGUACAUGUACGUCAGCCGUUAUUUGUCAGAGAGGAUGUGUCAUCAGACAGAUGACUUUAUAUAAGGGUCAGCUUAAUGGGGUUGUCUCACCUUGAACAUUGAUAUGCCACCAACAUCAGAGAGGUGCAGGUCCUACCUCUGGAACGAGAAUGAGAGCAGCACGCACGUGCAGCCACCCUCCAUGUCAAUGGGCGUGCAGAAGAAAAUAGCUGAGCGCUGACUGGCAGUGUCAUAGAAGUUAAUGGAGUGGUGCCACCACCCCUUUAAAGAGGACCUGCCAGCUCUCCUGAACGGUGUUGUCAUUCCUCGGUGAUUCUUCCUGG